UCACUUCCUGGAUGGAUGGAGGAAUGGAAAGCAUCCAGCGCGUCUCCAUCUCCACCGCUGACACCGACUCAUCCGUCUCCGUGUACCCGCCGAGCGCAACCUCCGUGCCCGCAUCAGGAGCUCCGCCGCGCCGUGGUGUGCACCGCCGUUAGUCUCCCAUAGACCGGAUCCCGUGUCGCACAUCCACCCGCCGCUCCGCCACCGGCCGAGUGUUAUGCUCAUCACCGGGAAUAUCAGGGACGUUUUGGGACGGAAAGACUCUGCGUACCGGACCUCCAACUGAAGCUCCGUCCGCCCUCCAGCCCCGGUCCGCGCUGCGUCUCCGGCGCUGCUUUUUACGCAGCGGAGGUGUCGCUGAUUUGACGCAAAAAGGGAGAAACUCAACAGUUGUUGCCGCUUAUUGUUUGCAUGUCGACGCGCACAUUUGGACCAUGUGGAGGUUACUGCAUUCGUGUUGGAUUUUGUGUGUGUCCGUGGCCGCCUGCGUCCUCCGGGCCGAGGGUCAUCCUGCGUUGACAGGAAGCCAAGCCGAGCCCCGAGCCCCGAUCCGAGUCCUCGGCAGUGUUGGCGCUGGCGGGACGCGACUCCGAAGAGCCACCGCCGAGGAGACCUACUGGGCCUACUCAGGUACGUACGGGCCAGACGAGGGCUGGGCGUCUGCUUACCCAGAAUGCCGAGAGAGAAACCAGUCACCCGUCAACAUCGUGGACCAGGACGCCAAAGUAUCCACCGAGUAUCAGGAGCUGACACUGGAGGGGUUCGACUCCGAAUCCUCCAAUAAAACAUCCAUGAAGAACACUGGGAAAACAGUGGCCAUUAUGUUGAAGGAUGAUUACUUUGUGCGGGGAGCGGGUCUACCAGGGAGGUUUAAGGCCGAGAAAGUGGAAUUUCAUUGGGGUCCAAGUAAUGGAUCGGAGGGUUCUGAACACAGCAUCAACGGACGGCGCUACCCAGUGGAGAUGCAGAUCUACAUGUAUAACUCUGAUGACUUUGACAGCCUCGGCGCAGCACUCAGGGAGAAGAGGAUCAUCGCCGCCAUGGCCGUCUUCUUCCAGGUCGGAGGGAAGGACAACCCCGCCGUCGACCCCAUCAUCCAUGGUCUGAAGGGCGUGGUCCAUCACGAAAAAGAGACUUUCCUGGAGCCGUUCGUGCUGAAGGACCUGCUGCCAUCGUCGCUGGGGAGCUACUACCGCUACACAGGGUCCCUGACCACCCCCCCCUGCAGUAAGGUGGUGGAGUGGCUCGUCUUCAGCCGGCCCAUCUACGUCUCCUACAAACAGUUGGAGGCCUUCUACCAGAUCUUCACCACGGAGCAGCAGGAUCACGUCAAGUCGGUGGAAUAUCUGCGCAGUAACUUCCGGCCCAUCCAGAGUCUGGACAACCGCCACAUCUUCAAGUCGGCGGUCAAAGAUGCGUGGCUGCCGGACCUGACAGACAGCGGCAACGGGCCGUAUGGGACCGAGGCGUCCAAAGUGUGCAGCAGCGCCCCCUUUAACAUGAAGGUCCAACAUGUGAACGGCAGUGCCCUGGUGGUCCGCUGGGCCCGGCCCGAGGUCACCUACCACCCGCCCAUCCUCCACUUCCUGGUGUCGUACAGUUGGACCGCCCACGACGACAGCUACGAGGAGACGCACCUGACUGACGCUAAACACAAACUGGAGGCCGUCAUUUCUCCUGUUUCACCUGAUGUUCUGUACUUGUUCCGGGUCCAGGCCGUUUGUAUGAACGACAUGCGCAGCGACUUCAGCCAAAGCAUGUUAUUCAGAGCCAACACCACCCGGAUCUUUGAGGGGACGAGGAUCGUGAAGACAGGGAUGCCGACGGUAUCUCCGGCCUCCUCCGCCGACAUGGCUCCCAUCUCCUCCGGCUCUUCCACCUGGACGUCCUCCGGCAUCCCCUUCUCAUUCGUCUCCAUGGCGACCGGCAUUGGCCCUUCCUCCAGCGGGAGCCAGGCCACGGUGGCAUCCGUGGUCACCAGUACGUUACUGGCCGGUCUGGGCUUCAGCGGUGGUGUCAUCUCCUCCUUCCCCAGCUCCAUCUGGCCAAGCAGAGAGCAGACCCAUAACCCCGCCCCUGCCGAGGCCACCGCCGCCGCCAAAGACAAUGGCGACGCCGGAGGCCAUGACGGCGAGAAGAGUCAGGAAGACGACCGACAGAAGGAGGGAGAGGAGAAGGAGGAAGACGAGGAGGAGGAACAGAAGGAGGAGAAGAAGGAGAGGAAGGAAAGGAAGCAGAGGAGUCGGUCUGGAGGGGAGGGUGGAGCCAGGAGGCCGGACCAGGACACGGCGGCCAACCAAACCCCCAGCAAGAACCCGAACACCACCGCGAAGGAGAAACAAGCCGAGCCUGAUCAGACGCUGUCCCCUAGAAACCGCCCAGACCUACCGACCCAUAAUCCUCUGCGGUCUGACCCCAGCAGGACCACAGAACUGGCCAAUGACACGGCAACGUUCCCACCUCCUACAGGUCAGGUGGUCACAGCACGACCCGUAACCAGAGGCAACAGGAAGCAGUGGGCGUUCUCCAUCCAGACCGACCGACCCGGCGCCGUGACCAACCUGAGCCAUCCAGCGAGGCCCGAGUCCGAGCUGGUUCUGGGUCGGGUGGACUGGCUCCUCCCCCUGAUGGUGGUGUCAGCGCUGACCUUCCUGUGCAUUGUCCUGCUGUUGGCUGUGCUCGUCUAUUGGAGACGCUGCUUCCAGACGGCCCAUCUCUACGUGGAAGACAGUGAUUCACCCAGGGUGGCGACCAAUGACAGCGUCCCCGUCAUCAACAUCCCAGAUGACAUGGAGGCUAUUCCAGUCAAACAGUUCAUCAAACACGUGUCUGGACUCUACUCAAAUAACCAACAUGGAUUCUCAGAGGAUUUUGAGGAGGUUCAACGCUCCACCGCCGACAUGAAGAUCACGUCUGAACACUCCAACCACCUGGACAACAAACACAAGAACAGAUACAUCAACAUCGUAGCCUACGACCACAGUCGGGUGAAGCUGAGGCCGACGGCGGGAAAGGACGCCAAGCACACAGACUACAUCAACGCCAACUACGUGGACGGUUAUAAUAAACCUAAAGCCUACAUCGCGGCCCAGGGUCCUCUGAAGUCCACCUUCGAUGACUUUUGGCGAAUGGUUUGGGAACAAAACACCGGCAUCAUAGUGAUGAUCACCAACUUAGUGGAAAAAGGCAGAAGAAAAUGUGACCAGUAUUGGCCGACCGAGAACAGUGAAGAAUACGGGAACAUCGUGGUGACUCUGAAGAGCACCAAAGUCCACGCCUGCUACACCGUACGCCGCUUCACGCUACGCAACACGAAAGUCAAGAAGGGCGCCAAAUCCAACUCUAAGUCCAGGGCUCAGGGCGAGAGGACAGUGCUGCAGUAUCACUACACCCAGUGGCCGGACAUGGGCGUCCCCGAGUACACCCUCCCCGUUCUCACCUUCGUCCACCGAUCUUCGGACGCCCAGACACCGGACAUGGGGCCCGUGGUCGUCCACUGCAGCGCCGGCGUCGGUCGGACGGGGACAUACAUCGUCGUCGACUCAAUGCUGAAGCAGAUCAGAGACAAGAGCACAGUCAACGUCCUGGGUUUCCUCAAACACAUCCGGACCCAGCGGAACUACCUGGUCCAGACCGAGGAGCAGUAUAUCUUCAUCCACGAUGCCUUGAUGGAAGCCAUUUUGGGGAAGGAGACGGAAGUGGUGGCCAAUCAGCUUCACAGCUACUUCAGCAUCAUCUCCAGCCCUGGACAGAGUGGACGGACACAACUGGACAAACAGUUCAAAUUGGUAACACAGUGUAACUCCAGAUUCCUGGACUGCUUCAGCGCUCAGAAGGAAUGCAACAAGGAGAAAAAUCGAAACUCGUCUGUGGUGCCGUCGGAGCGAGCGAGGGUCGGCCUUGCACCUUUACCUGGAGCCAAAGGCACCGACUACAUCAACGCCUCCUACAUCAUGGGUUACUACCGCAGUAAUGAGUUCAUAAUUACCCAGCAUCCUCUGCCCCACACCACGAAGGACUUCUGGAGGAUGAUCUGGGACCACAACGCACAGAUCAUCGUCAUGCUGCCGGCCAAUCAUGGACUGGCGGAGGAUGAGUUUGUGUACUGGCCAAGUCGAGAAGAGGCCAUGAACUGUGAGGCGUUCACUGUCACCCUGAUCAGUAAAGACCGGCUCUGUCUGUCCAACGAUGAGCAGAUCAACAUCCACGACUUCAUCCUGGAGGCCACACAGGAUGACUACGUAUUAGAAGUUCGUCAUUUUCAGUGCCCGAAGUGGCCGAACACCGACGCCCCCGUCAGCAGCACCUUCGAACUCAUCAACGUCAUCAAGGAGGAGGCGGCGACUCGUGACGGACCUACCAUCAUCCACGACGAGUUUGGGUCGGUGUCGGCCGGGAUGCUGUGCGCCCUCACCACCCUGUCCCAGCAGCUGGAGAGCGAGGACGCCGUCGACGUCUAUCAAGUGGCCAAGAUGAUCAACCUCAUGAGGCCAGGCGUCUUCACGGACAUAGACCAGUACCAGUUCCUCUACAAAGCCCUGCUCAGCCUCGUCAGUACCUCGGACAGCGGUGCCGGUCUUCUGUCCAGAGACAUUAACGGGACGAUGGUGUCCAUGUCCGACCAGACCGAGAGCAUGGAAUCUCUGGUGUGAGUCCUGGAUCCGGUAGUCCUGGUCUGAGCUGAAGGUGUUCUGGGGUCCAAACCCUGCAAGGUCCCGGAUCCCACAGAGGAGGCACUUAACUUUGUACCGAGUCAAGGAACUAUAGCAGACAAGACUUUUUGAGGCCUUUUUUGCCAGACUCUUGGUUAAAAUGAAUAACCUGAUUACUUUUUUACACUGAUAAAAAGUUUUUGAUAUUUAUUUUUUUCGCCAUUUUAUGUCUUAAUGUUCUCCUACUGAAGGGUUUGCACCUGCGUUUUUAAGUUUCACGACAGCGUCGGUAAGCAACGAGAAACACUUUUCUGUCUUUUCUUGUUUGCACUAAACGUCAGUGUUACUGCCUCUAACUAAACUGACUCACUCGGAUUUUCUCCACUCAAGUUCAGAUUUUUUUCACAUUCCACGGCUUUGGCCCUUAUUGUUCUGAAACCACCUGCUUCUGUGGAGAACGUUGUUCUGCUGCCACCUACUGGUUGAUUUAAGACAGUGGCAGGGGCGUGGCCCAGCUGUGCUCCGCCCCUUUAACAGAAUGCUCCGCCCUCAUCUAUUGGACUCAUACUCUUCAUAUAUCACAUGAACUGAUCUUGAACCUUUUGUCAAAGACAAGUAGUGCUUGUUUUUCUUCUUUUUUCUUCACCUCCUUCUUUGUGUUUUGACCAUGUUUGGUUGUCGAUAUUCCUCGUAUUAGCGAGUCACACCCAUGUUAGAAAACCUAAGGUGGUGUAACAACUGCUACUGUGAACUUAUUAUUAUUAUUUCUUUGUAUAAUUCAUAUUAUGCUUUUUAAUAUAUGGAAAUACUGUAUGUAUACAUAUAUAAAUAUAUCCUUAUCAUAAUAACUUUGUGAUUUUUGUACAUGUCCUUUGUGGCCUCCCACCUCAGGCCGGUUGAUUUGCGCCGCCUUCGACAGUUUACCGCUCUGGUCGCCGCCGUCUGGACGCCGACCCCCUCGGUCCUCGCCGUUUCUUCGAUGCUGCUACAUCAUCUGAACUCACACACAUUUCACUCAAACGCUGGUGGAAGAGAUUUUUACAUUUGAAACAUUUGACGAACUCCGACAGGUGAUGCAACAACAUGACAUCCCCAUCUUUUCCAUGUGUUAAAGGUUGUUUCAGUCAUGAAUUCACUCUGACGGUCGAGCACGGGUCCAGAACUCAAAGGCCGGAUCGGUCCGAGACCAGACACUGACGGACGCCAUAAAGACAGACUCAACUCUAUGCAACAAGUUGGUUUUAAUUUCAUCUAAAACAGGGUUCAACACAGACUUUGGUCGUGCCACUAGUCUUACACUGUGGGUUCAGAUCUUUUAUUAUCGUUUAUUUCAUUUGUUUGACCUUUAUUUGCUCUGAACACGAGAAAAGAUGAUGAAUUACUUUGUAUUUAAUCUUGUAAUUAGUUUGUCUUUAGUACAGGUUAUGGUAUGUCUACAUGGUGUAAAAUCAAGAAAUGAACUGAGGAAUAGUUUCUCUUUCUUUGUCUGAUGGAAAUGGAGGAAUGAAGACACAAGGUGAACUGUGUGACGGUGUAAUACCACAGAUGGCCACUAGAUGCUGGAGCCAAAAACUCCAAUUGACCACUUAAAUAAGUCGAUAUUUAUUUGUUUUUUAACAAAGGAGUCAUUCAGAUCUCAGUGUUUUUCUAAACUAGGUGAAGUUGGACUUAGUCUGUUAACAUUUAUCCAGUUGCUGACGGUAUUCAACUUUUGUUAGUUAGCAGUUUCGUUAGCCAUGUGGCUGAUCUUUUCAGUUAGAUCAAGAUACUGCGACUUAUUUCCAGAUUUUGGACGUAAAAUAUCCAAAACUCCUUAUUUAUUGGAAGGAUUUGGCUUCAAGUGGAAACGUGAGCUUCAGCUCUGGGCUUUAACUCCAUGGAUCUGGACGUGGACAUCACUGCCCCCUAUAGGCCAACCACAGAACAGCUGUAAACCGCUGUCACUGAUCUGCUUUUUAGCACAUUAGUGUUUGAUUUUAGGCCUAGUCCACACUAAUGCAGAUAUUCUGUGUAAAUAUUUCAUCUCUGUCUCUGACUCCAAACACUCAAACCAUUAUUUCUACCAGAGUUCUUACCACAGGUACUGUCAUGAUGUUGGAACUGAACAGAGAAUCAAGUUAUAAUUAGUAGACGAAACAAAAAUUCUAAAACCAGUGGCCUAUCCAUCUGUUGCUGUUGUUUCAGGUGCAUGAACAUCUGUUCCAUUUUUGUGAAUAAUAAGCUCAAAGUUUGAAGAAAGUGUUUUGCACAGUAGUUGCAUUAAUGUGGAUGUGGAAUUAAACAGGUUAAACCUCACAAACGCUCAGAAAAGCAGCUGGACUAUGUGUUACAUUUAGAUGAAGUAAAGCUGAACCUUGGACCGGAUGUAAAAUGUUAAUCUAUCUGAGUUCUGUGGACGUAAAUAUGAGUCUGCUUCAUUCAGCCUCUAGUUCUAGUUAAACAUCCUGAAGCUGUGAAUCUGAAUUUUUUAGUAAUAAAUCAUGAUAAUUUUCCUCUAUAUUCAUCAUUCUGCCACUUGAAGCAGGUUCUUCCACAAAUUUAUCGAAUAUGAGGAAGGAUUCCCAUUAAACCUCAGUGUCUUGGACCCAGUUUAGUACCAGCUCAAUCCAGAACCAGAUCAAUAUCAGUUAUUUUGUCCAACUCCAGUGAUCCAGUGAUAUUCAGAUUUAGUUUAAAAUUUCAGUGUAAUUCUGAUAAAUUACUGUGGUUUUCAUCAUCAAACUCGUCCAGCAUGUUGUUAAAGCCCAGAUCGCUGAAACAUGAAUCCAGGCCCAGGACGGACCCCUGAGGAGCUCCAGACUCAUUGGUUUGUGGAUUUUCCUUCGUCGUGUUCAGUUCAUGCUGUGUCAGAUUUUUCCGAUGGCAGUGUCUGGUCUGACCCGGUCAGGGCCUGUUCCAGACCCGUGCUGGGCUCGGUCCGACCCCCCAAGGCCUUGUGUACAUAGAUCCAGUCAACUCACCUUUUCCACAUAUGUAUCUGGUGGUUUUCGUGGCCUAAAUGCGAAGAGCAGCGUCCGAACCGUUCUGCCCGUCGCAUACACACACAUACACGUUUAUUUGACAUGAGGAUGUUCUGAUUUUACUGGUUUUGAUGAUGUUCUGUACCUCUGUGAUCGAUAGCGUGAAAUGAACAAUUGUGGUUUUGCCUUUUGAAUGAAAAUGUGAAAACUUUUUUAUUUCACACAGCACAAAACAGAUGAUGUGUCAAAUGAUACACAGCAAGGAAACUAAUGUAUUUUCAUUUAUUUUCUCUUUUUUUUUUUUUUUUUUUUUUUUUGAGACAACUUUAACCAAAGACUUGAAUCCUUCCCGUGCAGAAAAAAAUGUUGGGCAAAACUUUCUCUUGUCAGUUUGUCGUUAACCCUUCCCCUCCCGAUGCGAUAUCUGUGUUUGUAAUAAUGGAAAGAUGCUUCAAAGCUCCACGUCAGGAUCAGUUUGCUCCAGUUGAAACAUAAACCUCCUUAUUUAUUGUCAUCUACCAUCAUUUGGGAUGAAGGAAUGCAUUAAAAUGGGAAGAUAAGCAUUAAAGGGGACGUGAUGUUUAAUGUCAUAUUUGUAGUGUUUAAUGUUAUAUUAAAUGGGAUUAAAACCAGAUGCUGAAUCAGGUGAUCAUAGAUACUAGAGUACUUCAGUUUUUAACUUCGGUUUCAGCCUCUUAACAUCCGUGUUUUCACUGAAUCUUGAUCCAAAAUGAACUAGAACAUCUUAAAAACGUGGUUGUAAAGUGACCCUGAACGUGUCGCUGCUGAUUUGGUGGAUAUUAACCGACGUCCUAAACCUGUGAACACGUCAAACACACGUCAUAAUCAGGUGAUGAAGAAAGUGAUGCAGACUCCAGAAUCCACAGAUGGAUCUGGAAAAAAUAAAGGAUGGUGCGUUCAGGUGCACUUUGCUGCCAAUCAGAAUCAUCAGAAUCAGAAGUGGGUGUUUCUUUUCCACUGAAGAUUCUUUAUUGUGUUUCACAGAAAAUCUAACCUUAAAUCUACUUCAAGAUCAGUAAUAAACCAUGUAAUGUUCUAGUAGAAUCCCAGAGUGAAAUAUGGACAUGAAAACACGUCACCUUUAAAGAUGUGACACGGUCUUUCUCUCUCCUCGUUAUAAACAGGGUUGACAGGAGCUAAACACAACCAUUAGCAUCAGUUAGCACCAGAGUUGAACAUCUUCUGCAACAUUAAUACAAACUUUCCUCUUUUUAUUAAAAUUCACGUUUUGCAGUCGAGCAUAUCAGGAAUGAUUUCACAUCCUCAUGAUGAUUUUCAGAGCUAUGAUUGCUGAGCUAGCUGUUAACAUGCUAACUAGCUAAUAGCAUGAGUGAAGGCAGUAAAAGUUCAUUUUUAUUGCAACUAUGCCUUGUCUUUGUGUCUCACACUUUAAAGGUACAAUAUGCAACGUGCUGUUGCUUGUGUGAUGUUUGUGUUUUUUUAGCAGCAGGUUGUUUGUUGACAUUAGUGCGACACAUUCACAGGCUAACGGUAGCUAGCGGUGUGCACUGUUUCUGCUGUAGAGGAGCAUCUGGUGCCACCUUUUGGAUUUUCAUUAAACACACUCUGCGAAGGAAGUAAAACUGAAUUGUUUUAAAGGUACCAUAUGUAACAUUUGCAGGUGCAUGUGUGUUUACUUGACGUUAACGUUGGAGUCGUCAUUUAUUUCCCUUUUGUGAAAAGAGCAAAUAGACACAAUGGGACGAUAAAAAACUAAGUGAAAACAUCCUGACAGUCUUUAGUGAACACUGACUGAUGUCAUAACAACAGCUAAUAAUGUGAUAAUUUUGGCCAUUUUUAAUGUAAUUUUAAAAAAUUAAGUAAUAUUUUACAUUGAUGUCUAAGCAUUUAAAAAAUCCUUCGAAAAUGUUAUAACUGCAGCCAAUAAAUUGGUCAAAUUGAGUUACAUUCACUCAUCAGACAACCAAAUAAACAUCACAUUAUUGAAUUAAAUAUUCCUCCAUACGAGAAAUUGUGAAUUUACAUCUAAGAAAAUAAACAAUGUUCUAAAUAAAGAUUGUUUCCAAAAAAUAAUUCUUUAAUUGACUCUUCCAACCAUAACUAAAAACAGUGAGAGAAACAUGGGAUGUAUUAAUAAUGAAUAUGACGACUAUUUCAUCCACAAGACCUAUUUAUGAUGAACAAACUGCACAAAAACUGCAAAAAAUAUAUUUUAUUUCUAAGAAAUUCACUCCUGUUUAUGUGGUAGUACAGUAUCCGCUGCAGUUAUUACAUUUUCAAAGGAUUUUUUUUUUUUUUAAAUAUUUGGCCAAUAACGUAAAAAUCAGCCAUAUCAUUGGAUCAAACAGUUCAUUAUAUUGUUGCCAAAUUAUUACGUUAUUGGCUAUUAUUGCAUUAUUUGCUGCAACAUGUGUCGACUGAUCAUUAUGUUAUUUUAGACAGAAAACAGCAAUAGAAGCUUCGACUUCUUCUACUGUUUAUUUCAUCCAUAGACAUGUCCUGUAGCGCCCCCCUCUGGCCAUAGCCCAGUUUAUUUGAUCCAAACCUUAAUGAAAACUCUUGUGAUUUGUAUUUUUUUUUGUUGCGAUUUUCCAAUCGUUUGGUUAAAUUCACUUCAGUUAAAGGGAGACGGGGGGUGUCAUGUUUUAACAAACAUUAUUAUAAAACAUGUAAUUAGUACAUGUUACAUAAUGUACCUUUAAACCUUUAAACGCUGCCAGUUUAUUCUGUUCCAUCUGUUCGGUGGUAAUUCUUUGUGGAUGUGAGACUUCACUCAAAAACUCCGGUUUCAAAUUGCAGCUUUUUCAGAUAUGAGCUCUGUCCAUAUUCCACCCCCCUUUGGCCCCUGUUAGCUCCCUUUGGCCCCUGUUAGCUCCCACUGGCCCCUGUUAGCUCCCACUGGCCCCUGUUAGCUCCCACUGGCCCCUGUUAGCUCCCGUCUGGCCCCCAUUGUCUCUCAUCAGCCCCUGUCAGCUCCCAUCAGCCCCCACUGGCCUCCGUUGACCCCCGUUCCUGGUCCAUUUCCUGUGAUUUUGCAGCGAAGGCAGGGGUUCAGGGGAAUGGUUGUGGUUUUUCCUGUUCUCGAUGCUGCCGUCUUGUUGUUUUUGUUCAGUGUUGCCUUUGAAGCACACGCCGCCGUUCUGUCCAGAACAUGUACAUAUGUUUAGUUGCCUGUGAUCCGGUUCUUCUCUGGAUAAUCUGUAUGUAUUGACUGUGUCAGAGGAAGCAUCAUCUCUCUGCUUCAUCCUUGGUCGGUUUCUUCACUCUGAACUUUUCUUUCUCGGAGCCUUUUUGCGCCGAACGCCAACGCUUCGCCAUGUUCGUGUUGGAUCCUGUGGAAGUGUCGUUGAUUCUCCAUCACCUCCUUCCAGCUUUACGUAUUAACAGUCAGGCAGUGACUGUGAUGUUCCGGUCCGACCCGUCCUUCUGGAGGGUUCUGACCCUUCAGAUCUCACCGUCGGUUCUGUUGGACUCUUCGCCAGAACCACAUCAUUUCUCCAUUGACCCGUUUUUGGAACGGUGGCUUUUCCUUCCUCUUUUGUAACAUGAAACAGGACAAAAAGAUGGAGUUCUUUUCUGUUUUGUUUUGUUCAAAGCUAUAUCAAAGCAUUCUAUGAUAGUGUUAUUUAAUAUGUAAAUGGUAUUGCUAUACAUAAAAUAAAAUAUGGGUUUUGAUGUAA
Molecule: messenger RNA, 11271 nt
Organism: Sphaeramia orbicularis (orbiculate cardinalfish)
Lineage: Eukaryota; Metazoa; Chordata; Actinopteri; Kurtiformes; Apogonidae
Product: receptor-type tyrosine-protein phosphatase gamma-like
Exons: 29
Coding region: 432-4649 (1405 amino acids)
Biological process (GO): protein dephosphorylation
Molecular function (GO): protein tyrosine phosphatase activity; protein binding
Source: RefSeq, a predicted model, not a curated record